AUGUGGUGUGGGUGGUUGAAAGUGUAUAAAUUUUUACUUCUUGGGUUAAGGGUAAGAAUUGGGGAUGGAAAAGGUACUAAAAUCUCUGAAACCACUUGGAUUCCUUUUAAUCCAAGGUUUAAACUUCUGGGGGGUAGCUGCAAAGAUCCUAAUCUUAUUUGGGUGAGUCAAUUAAUGGAUAUUGAUAACAGGAGAUGGAAGAGGAACCUGAUUUUAAGGAACUUUCACAUCCUUGAUGCUGAAGCAAUUCUGAGAAUUCCUUUAAACAUGUUAGAGGAGAAUGGUGAUUUGGAGAAGGCAGAAGAAGAUGUGGAAUUUGCUCUGGAAUCAAGGUCAAAAACUCAAGCACUUUUUGUGGUGCUGUUUGAACAAUUUGAAAAACAUCUUUUCUUUAAUUGCAACAAGGCAAGAACAGCUUGGAAGUUGGCUCAUAUUUCAUGGCAUAAUGAAGGAGAAAAAGAAGAAAGCUUCAGAAAUUGGUUGAUCAAAUUGGGAGACUUAAGGAGAGGAGAAGCUGUAGAGGAGAGGAUGCAGUUAUCGGGUGUGAGUUCAGCCUUGAAUGAGAUUGAUUGCUUAAACUGGGGGAAGUUCUUCUCAGUGGUUUCUCAGUCAAGAAUCCUUCUUUGCGGUUUUGGGUUGUCUUUGUUUCUUCUCAGUGGUGCUGAUCCAAGCUUUGCUGUUUCUCUGGUCUUGUUGCAGGAGCUCAUCCUUUUCCCUUUAGUGUUGUCUUGGCUGUUGAGCUUUGCUUUGGUGAUGUUGGGAGCUUUCUUAGUCUUCCCUGCGGUUAUUGUUCCCUGCACCUUUGUGUAG
This is a messenger RNA of Striga asiatica, 810 nucleotides long. NCBI's taxonomy places the organism in Eukaryota, Viridiplantae, Streptophyta, Magnoliopsida, Lamiales, Orobanchaceae. The record is from the annotation of a GenBank genome assembly.